AUGGUUGAUGGCUUUGUGUCAUAUGCAGUUAAAAAACUGGGGGAUUUCCUCAUACAGGAAGUUUCCCUGCGCAGAAGUCUGAGACAGGAUGUGAUGUGGCUGAGAAAGGAGCUGCUCUUCAUGCAGUCUUUCCUCAAAGAUGCAGAGCAAAAGCAAGUUGAAGAUCAUACAAUUCGACAAUGGGUGUUUGAAAUUAACGAGAUUGCUAAUGACUCUGUCGCUAUACUAGAGACUUACAGCUUAGAGGCAGGUGAAGGUGAUGGCGAUGGACUUGCUAAUCGUCUGAAGGCUGCUGAAGGUGAUGGCGAUGGACUUGCUAGUCGUCUGAAGGCUUGCGCUUGCAUCUGCAGGAAGGAGACCAAAUUCUCCAACGUUAGCAAGGAGAUCCAAUCCCUCAAGCAGCGAAUCAAGGAUAUCUCUCGCAAACGAGAGACUUAUGGUAUUAGAGAUAUCAAUAAUGUAGGAGAAGGACCAAAUAAUUAUAGGCCAAACAAUCAGAGAUCUGGCUUGAGGAGAACUACCUCCUACAUGGAUAAGCAGGAUCAGAUUUUUGUUGGCUUUGAGGAUGUCGUAGAAAGAUUGCUUGCUGAACUUGUCAAAGAAGAGCCACGCCGAACCGUCAUCUCCAUUUAUGGCAUGGGUGGGUUAGGCAAGACUACUCUUGCAAAACAUCUCUACCACUCCCCUAGCCUAACCGGUAUCUUCAAUGCACGUGCUUGGGUAUGUGUUUCUCAACAGUAUAACACCAUCGAUCUCCUAAAGGAUAUCAUCAAAUCCAUCCAAGGACGUGACAGGGAAACUCUAGAUCUGCUAGAAAAGAUGACAAUCACAGAUCUAGAAAAGCACCUUCAGGAUCUACUGAAAGAGAAAAAAUACCUUGUGGUGGUCGACGAUGUAUGGCAGAGAGAAGCAUGGCAAAGUCUGGAAAGAGCACUUCCAGAUAGCAAUAAUAGAAGUAGAGUUAUUAUUACCACGCGCAAUGCGGAUGUGGCCAAAAGAGCACAUAAAAGGAGGCUAGAAGAAUGGGAAAGGGUGAAGGAACACCUUUGGAGACGUGUGAAAGAUGACUUCAUUGAAAUCUCGGACAUACUAUCACUGAGCUACAAUGAUUUGCCAACUGUGCUCAAACACUGUUUUCUUUACUUGGGUAUUUUUCCUGAAGAUCGUCAGAUUAAAGCUGAAAACCUAAUGUGGUUGUGGAUGGCCGAUGGAUUGAUACCAAGAGAGGAAGAAAGAAUGGAGGAUGUAGCUCAAGACUUCCUGAAUGAGCUGAUAAGGCGAAGCUUGGUUCAAGUGGUAAAGACAUUUUGGGAAGAAGUUACUGAAUGUAGGAUUCAUGAUCUACUUCGGGAUCUUGCCAUAGAAAAGGCAUUGGAGGCAAACUUCCUUGACACUUAUGGUCCGAGAAAUCAAUCCAUAUCCUCCUCAUGCCGCAGACAUACCAUCCAUGGUCAAGGAGAAAGGUACCUCACUCUUGAUUUUUCCAGAUUGAACUUAAGGUCAGCUACAUUCUGUGACCAAAGAGGUCUUGAGCUGGACAGAAUAAAGUUCCGCAAUAUGUUCCAACAUUUAUAUGUGUUAUACUUGGAGAAUGGUUAUGCCAGAUUUACACUACCAGAUUCCAUAGGAAGUUUGUACAGCCUCAGAUACUUAGGCUUUACAGGUUAUUGUGAUUUCCCCUCCUCCAUAGGCAACCUCAAGAAUUUACUGACACUCCGGGCAGAUUCUCCUGAUAGAGUAUCCCGACUACCUCCUGAGAUAGCUAACCUAGUAAAUCUAAGACAUUUAGUCGUUCGAUAUUCAGAACCUCUGCAAGAUAUAAACAAACUCACAAGUCUUCAAGUUCUUAGAGGCAUUUGUUGUGAUCAGUGGCGAGAUGUUAACCCUAUUGAUUUAGUCAAUCUUCGAGAAUUAAGCAUGGGUGAAAUUAAGAAAUCUUACUCCCUAAACAACAUUAGCAGCUUGAAAAGCCUUAGCACUCUCGAAUUGGGAUGUGCUGGUGGUGAAUCAUUCCCAGCCCUAGAAUUUCUUAGUUCUUGUCAAAAGCUCCAGAAAUUGGGGUUAUAUGGGAUAAUAGGAAAACUGCCCCCGUCAAAUCCAUUUCCAAAUUCAAUCACAAUGAUGACCCUUGAGUACUCACGACUCAUGGAAGAUCCGAUGCCUAUUCUGGGAAUGUUGCCAAACCUAAGGGAUCUCCAAUUAGAUGCAGCUUAUUUUGGAGAAGAAAUUACCUGCAGUGAUAACAGCUUCAGUCAACUGGAGUUCCUUCGUCUUGAAGAGAUUCUCCACCUAAAAAGAUGGAAUUUAGGCACAAGUGCAAUGCCUCGGAUUAAAGGUCUUGCUAUCUACAACUGUUACAAUCUAAAGGAGAUUCCAGAGAGAAUGAAAGACGUGGAGAGGUUGAAGGAAUCUGAUUGUUGGUGGAGCGUUUCAAGCACAUUUGAUAUCCUAUUUCGGCCUUUUUCAGAAUAGCAGAGGAGAAGCAACUAGCUAUUAGUGGAAAAUAAAAUGGCAGAUGUGGGUAUUGUUAUGAGCCACUUGAAGAAAUUGACAUUGUAGAAGCAUUAAUCAGAUUUCAGGAUUGUCAAUGAGAGCUCAUUUCAAACUUGAAUAUUUUGCUUUGGUUUUUGAAUAUUUAAUUUCCUUUUAUUUUUGGUUUUAUUGAGUGUGUGAAUUGGUUUGAAUAGAAUUGUUUCUCGGAUUUUAUGCAAGAAUGAUUUUGUGUUGUUUUAA
Lycium barbarum (goji berry) is the source of this 2733-nucleotide messenger RNA. RefSeq names its product disease resistance protein RPP13-like. The record is from RefSeq and is a predicted model, not a curated record. NCBI's taxonomy places the organism in Eukaryota, Viridiplantae, Streptophyta, Magnoliopsida, Solanales, Solanaceae. Bases 1 to 2472 code for a protein of 823 amino acids. The transcript is spliced from 2 exons. Gene Ontology annotation, molecular function: ADP binding. Gene Ontology annotation, biological process: defense response to other organism.